Messenger RNA from Parascedosporium putredinis, 1161 nucleotides. Lineage: Eukaryota; Fungi; Ascomycota; Sordariomycetes; Microascales; Microascaceae. The record is from the annotation of a GenBank genome assembly.
AUGUCUCGCAGCGACAGCUUACUCGCGCCUUUACUGGAGGCUUCCGGUUUCGAUUCGGCGGCCACCGCCCGGACGGCCGGCGAUAUCUUCCUAGAAGGUCGCGUCCUAGGGGAAUUUGACGCUCGGAGAAGCGACGGCAAUGGCGAAAGAGAGGGUAGUGUGAACAGCGGCGGCAACGGAGACGACGACAAGAGCAUCCAGGACGGAAACGGGAACACCAACACGCCCUCCUCACCCUCCACGCCGCAAUCCGCCGUCACUCUCAUCAGUGAGCUCGGCAUCACGGCUUUCGUAAUAGUGGAUAACCCCAUAAACCCGACGUACCUUUUCCGAACCGAGACGGGCUACAAAAUAACGGGUGCCAAGUGGGUUGAGGUCACGGACACUGGCGCCAGCACUAUCAUGUCUUUGCCCGUCGCCGAGUCUGCGAGCCUCUGGACCGUCACUGUUCCGAUAGAUUCUGCUGUGGACCACACGGGCGGCGAGAUGUUCGUCGUGGUCGAUUAUACGGAACGAUCAGGCUCUGAGCUCGGUCGCGCUCGCUCGUUCGCAAGCACGUUAUUCACCGUCCUCAAGAGGGGAUCGACAGAUGCCGACGUAAUCGUCGCCGAAGCGAACCUCAACAGCAAGAGUUACAAGGAUGGCGGCGAGACCGUCGAAGGCCAGUCGGCAUGGAGUUCCACCCGCAACUCCUCAGGCCCCAGCCCCUCCGGCACCUCGGGCAACGGCGGCGUAACCACCGACGUGGCGGGCGGCACCGCCGCCCCAACGAUCGAAUCCGGCCGCUCCGCGUCGCCGCACGGCCGCCGCCGCGACUUCCCAACCCCGCCCCUCGACACCACCUCGUCUCUUCACGGCGCGCCCCACGACUUCCUCCAGGACAAGGAGGCCCAGGCCCACGUCGCCGACUCGCCCCAUUCCGACGACGCGCCCGGCCACAGCCUCCGCAACAGCGCCGUCGUGUACGCCGACCCCGUCGCCCCUUCGUCCUCUUCCGCCGCCGCCGCCGCCGGCCCCGCGGCCGAAGCGCGGAGACCCGAGGUGCCGACGGCCGUGGCGCAUCUCGUCGAGGAUGGCAUGACGGCGGAUGAGAUCAGGAGGUUAGAAGAGGAGGAGAGGGCGCUUGAUCAGGCCAUCGAGCAAGCUGCGAAACGAAAGUAG